CAACAAAGAAAACGUCAGUAAAACCUCUUGAAGAGGAUGUUAUUUUUGGGGUCAAUAAAGCCCAAGUAUCUCCUCCAAUUAUUACAUAGAGAGAACAUGGUGGUGAGACUCACAGGCCAAGAGCUUCUUCUUCCAUUUCAACUCCCUCCUCUUUCUCGCAACACACUCUCAAACCCUAAAUUCUUUCAUCCCAUUCGUUCCACCGUCACUAUCCGCCAGUUCCCGCGUCUCUCCGUCAGCAGCGCGGAGCAGCCGGCUGUUCUGCAGGAGGAGGAGGAGGAGCUGCCGGAGUACGAGGUUUUCGAUUUCGACGCGGCGGCAGCGGAGGUUGAGGUGAAGCGUCUGCCGCCGCGGCCGGAGGUGGAGGUGAAGGAGCUGAGUGAGUUGCCGGAGCUGUGGCGGAGGUCGAGGGUGGCGUGGCUAUGCAAGGAGCUGCCGGUGCACAAGGCGGGGACUCUGAUCAGGAUACUGAACGCGCAGAAGAAGUGGAUGAGGCAAGGAGACACCACCUAUGUCGUGAUGCAUUGCUUGCGGAUUCGGGAGAAUGAGACUGCGUUUAGGGUAUACAAGUGGAUGAUGCAACGAAGUUGGUAUCAAUUUGAUUUUGCUCUUGCCACUACGCUCGCAGAUUACAUGGGUAAAGAGCGAAAGUUUUCUAAGUGCCGUGAGGUAUUUGAUGAUAUUAUCAAUCAAGGCCGUGUUCCUAGCGAGUCAACUUUCCAUAUAUUGAUUGUAGCUUACCUUAGUGCUCCUGUUCAAGGUUGUUUGGAUGAAGCAUGCAGCAUUUACAACCGUAUGAUUCAGUUGGGUGGUUACCAGCCCCGUCUUAGCUUGCAUAAUUCCCUCUUCAAAGCUCUUGUAAGCAAACCAGGGGUCUCUUCAAAGGAUUACCUUAAGCAAGCUGAGUUUAUAUAUCAUCAAUUGGUUACUUCUGGACUUGAUGUGCAUAAGGAUAUUUACGGGGGUCUAAUUUGGCUGCAUAGCUAUCAGGACUCCAUAGAUAAAGAACGGAUAGCAGCAUUGCGGCAAGAGAUGUUACGUGCUGGAAUUAAGGAGGGCAAAGAGGUGCUGGUAUCGAUCUUGAGGGCUUGUGCAAGGGAGUGUGAGGUGGAGGAAGCAGAGAAAACUUGGUCCAAACUUCUUCCUUUUGAAAGUAAUCCCCCAUCGCAAGCUUUUGUGUAUAAAAUGGAAGUCUACUCAAAAGUUGGCAUGCCUAUGAAGUCCUUGGAGAUAUUUAGGGAAAUGCAAUUGAAACUAGGUAAAAUAAGUGUUGCAGCCUAUAGUAAAAUAAUAGAGAUACUAUGCAAAGCACAAGAAUCAGAGUUUGCAGAAUCAAUCAUGACAGAUUUUGUCAAGAGUGGCCUGAAACCCCUUACACCAUCAUACAUUGAUUUACUAAACAUGUACUCCAAUUUGGAAUUACAUGAUAAAUUGGAAGAGACAUUCUCCCAGUGCCUGGAGAAAUGUCGUCCUAAUUGUACUCUCUACAAUAUAUAUUUGGAUUCUUUGGUAAAAGUUGGUAAUCUUGACAAAGCAGAGGAUAUCUUUUACCAAAUGAAUCGGGAUGUGACUAUUGGUGUCAAUGCUCGAUCGUGUAACGCAAUCUUAAGAGGAUACUUGUCCUCGGACAAUCACUUAAAGGCGGAGAAGAUCUAUGACUUUAUGUGCCUAAAGAAGUAUGAAAUUGAAACCUCAUUGAUGGAGAAGCUUGACUAUAUCUUGAGCUUGAGAAGAAAAUUUAUUAAAAAGCCUGUGAGCCUCAAGCUAAGCAAAGAACAGAGGGAAAUCUUAAUUGGAUUGCUUUUAGGUGGCCUGCAGAUUGAUUCUGAUGACCAAAGGAAGAAUCACGUUAUCUGUUUUAAUUUUGAUAGCGAUUCCAUCAGUCAUCAUGUCCUGAAGAGUCAUUUACAUCGCCAGUUUUAUGAGUGGCUGCAUCCUACUUGUAAGCCAAGUGAUGACAGUGAGGACAUACCAGCUAAGUUUUGCACCAUUGCAAGCUCUCAUUUUGGCUUUUAUGCAGAACAGUUUUGGUCAGAAGGUCAACCUACAAUUCCAAAACUAGUCCAUAGGUGGCUGUCACCGUGUGUUCUUGCAUACUGGUACAUGUAUGGGGGUCGACGAAGUUCGUCCGGUGAUAUUUUACUAAAGAUAAAGGGAAGUCGUGAGGGUGUUCUGAGCAUUGUCAAAAAGUUCAAAGCAAUGUCCAUGGAUUGUAAAGUAAAGAGGAAAGGAAAGGUAUUUUGGAUUGGUAUUCUCGGAAGCAAUUCAACUUGGUUCUGGAAAUUGGUUGAGCCAUAUGUUUUAGAAGACGUAAAAUACUUUCCAGAGACACGUGAUAAGAUGCUGGAGCAGGAUUCAGUGGAAAGUCAAGACAACAUUAACUUCAAUAGCGAUUCAUACGAAUGAAGAAGGUGGUACUGCAUUAUGCUUUAUUAGGCGUUUGCAUGCCCAAUGAUCAAGAUUUCCAAAUUUCAUAAAUGAUGAUGGUUUGGAGAAGUGGCUUUUGUGGCCAGAACAUGUUUGAAUUUUGUACUUCUCGUGAUUCUUAUCGCUGAAGUAACUGCGAUGGCUGCAAAAUGAAAGGACUUGAAUAUUGUGGUAACCUUCCUCUGAAAUGUCCUAGUUGUAUAUUGCUAAUUUCUAAUGCACAGAGAACUAGAGAGUAAAGAUUUUGCUGUAUUUUGUAGUUAAUCUGUAACUGUUAUUCGGCAUAAUAUGUAUUUUAUUUUCAA
This is a messenger RNA of Lotus japonicus, 2732 nucleotides long. RefSeq names its product pentatricopeptide repeat-containing protein At2g15820, chloroplastic. Bases 37 to 2406 code for a protein of 789 amino acids. Gene Ontology annotation, biological process: photosystem I assembly; mRNA cis splicing, via spliceosome; Group II intron splicing. The record is from RefSeq and is a predicted model, not a curated record. The transcript has 2 exons. NCBI's taxonomy places the organism in Eukaryota, Viridiplantae, Streptophyta, Magnoliopsida, Fabales, Fabaceae. Gene Ontology annotation, molecular function: endonuclease activity; protein binding.